Limulus polyphemus (Atlantic horseshoe crab) is the source of this 768-nucleotide messenger RNA. RefSeq names its product probable ATP-dependent RNA helicase DDX10. NCBI's taxonomy places the organism in Eukaryota, Metazoa, Arthropoda, Merostomata, Xiphosura, Limulidae. Gene Ontology annotation, cellular component: nucleus. Gene Ontology annotation, biological process: rRNA processing. The annotation marks the transcript as partial. The transcript is spliced from 6 exons. The record is from RefSeq and is a predicted model, not a curated record.
GUGAAAUACACGUUUGAGGUCUUCUGCCGAAUGCGACCGGGAAUGAGUCUUAUGUCACUCUAUGGUUCUCUGCACCAGCUUCGGAGAAUGGCCAUAUAUGAUGACUUUUGUAGAAAAGAACACGCUGUCUUAUUUGCCACUGAUAUUGCUGCUCGUGGCUUAGAUUUUCCUUCUGUUAAUUGGGUUGUUCAACUUGACUGUCCUGAAGAUAGUAGUACCUACAUCCACCGAGCUGGACGGACAGCAAGAUUCCAGAAAGACGGGGAGUCGUUGUUAGUUCUUCUGCCUUCUGAAGAAAAACCAAUGCUUGAACACCUUGAAGAUCACAAAAUACCAAUUAAAAAAAUUCAAGUCAAUGUAAAGAAACUUGCAUCAGUUCAAAGAAAAAUGGAAGCUUUAUGUGCAAGAGACAAUUCCUUGAAGGAAAGUGCUAAACGAUGUUUUGUGGCCUAUCUGAAGAGUGUUUUUCUGAUGAAAGACAAGAAAGUUUUCAACAUCCAAUGCUUGGACACGGAUGCUUAUGCAAGGUCGCUUGGUCUUGCCGUGACUCCAAGAGUUCGGUUUCUUCAAAAAACUUUAAAACAGCAGGCUGCUAAGAAGAAAGCUAUGGAUAAAAGUGUUUCAGUUGACAGGAUUUUAUGUAACAGUGAAGCAGAGUACAAAGAAGAUUCAAAACCAGCAAGUGAAGCACUGAAUUACUUGUAUAACAACAGUGACUCUAGUGAUGAAGACCUAUUUACAGUCAAACGAAUUAUAACUUACAAAAAG